This is a messenger RNA of Phalaenopsis equestris, 924 nucleotides long. RefSeq names its product protein AE7. Gene Ontology annotation, biological process: iron-sulfur cluster assembly. The transcript has 6 exons. The coding region runs from base 295 to 771 and encodes 158 amino acids. NCBI's taxonomy places the organism in Eukaryota, Viridiplantae, Streptophyta, Magnoliopsida, Asparagales, Orchidaceae. The record is from RefSeq and is a predicted model, not a curated record.
UUCUCUACUUUUCUUCCUCCCCGAAACCCUCGCCUGCGCCUUACCCUUCCGCUUCCCCCUCCCGAUUUCGUAUAAAGCAAUCGCCUUCGUGACCGAACCCUCGCGAUUAAGUCGCGAUUAGAGCUAGCUGGGAAGGCAACGACGGCAUCAAGGCCUACGAAGUCGUCCAAAAAUCCCAUCUUUCUCCUCCUUCUGCUCCCCUCCUACCCGAAACCAUUGAGGAAGGAUUAGAAAAUCAAAUUUGAAGAAGAGACAGAGAUUCAACCCUCAGGUGUUUUUGUAUAGUGGUAAAGAAUGCCCAGGGAGUUGAUUAACGCCAAUCCUGUUGUGCAUGGAAAGAAAGAAAGGCGGUUUAGGGAUGAAUCACUAAAUACUGAUGAGUAUGCUGAAGAGCCUAUUGAUCAACAAGAAAUUUUCGACCAUGUAAGGGAUAUAAAAGACCCAGAACAUCCAUAUUCAUUGGAAGAGUUGAAUGUUGUUUCUGAAGACUCAAUUGAAGUUGAUGACAAGUUAAACCAUGUCAGGGUCACUUUUACGCCUACCGUUGAGCAUUGCAGCAUGGCUACAAUUAUUGGACUUUGCUUGCGUGUGAAACUUAUGCGCAGCCUUCCUUCACGUUACAAGAUUGAUAUAAGGUUGGCACCGGGGAGUCAUGCAACAGAAGCUGCAGUGAAUAAGCAGUUGAAUGACAAGGAACGUGUAGCAGCUGCAUUGGAAAAUCCAAACCUUGCUGAAGUUGUUGCUGAGUGCUUGGCACCUACUUUUGUUUAGAUUCUCUGUAUAUGUUGUCCUGCACACCUGAAGCUUCUUUACUUUGUCAAGGGCUGUCACACACCACAGGAAUUUUUGUUCAUUUAUUUCUAAAGCAUAACCAACUUUGUUGUAAUAUGUAAAAUUUCUUGGGCAUUUAUGAAAUAAACUGUU